Molecule: messenger RNA, 2466 nt
Organism: Penicillium salamii
Lineage: Eukaryota; Fungi; Ascomycota; Eurotiomycetes; Eurotiales; Aspergillaceae
Source: the annotation of a GenBank genome assembly
AUGAAGAAGAAGUACUCCGACACUUUGCCGACUCUUAAGGAAAUGUUCCCAGACUGGAAAGACGAAGAUCUGGUCUUUGCACUUGAAGACUCGAACGGCGAGCUUUUGGAGGCAAUUGAGCGCAUUACUGAAGGUAACGUGUCUCAGUGGGGAGAGGUCAAGAAGAAGACCACAGACCGGACUCGCCCUAAGCCCAAGGAGGCCCCGAUCGCUUCGACCGAGACGACUGCAGCCUCUACCCGCGGAGCCCGUGGACGUGGAGGACUAGAGAGCCGUGGACGUGCCCGCGGAGACCGUGGUCGUGGCGGCCGCGGUGGCCGUGCAGGAGCCGUUACAAAUGGAACUCGCACAGUGCCAGUUGUGGAAACUGCGGCACCUAUUGCUACGCCCGCUGCUACAUCUGAGUCAACCGCCCCUCAGUCAGAGGAAACUACCGCAGACCCCGCAGCUGAGGGCGAUUGGGAGUCGGUUGAACACCCCAAGACUAGUGUGAUUCCUGAAGGCACCAAGAAGGGGUGGGCCAGUCUUUUCGCCAAACCACCCGCUCCUCCAGUGCAGAAGAAGCCUCAGGCUCCUGCGCCCGCUCCUGUUCCUGCCCCUGCUCCUGUCUCCACCGAGAAGCCCGCCGCACCCGAGCCUGUGGCGGAACCGCCUGUCGCUGCGCCCGAACCCGUUGUGCCCGCUGCCUCCCAGAAGACUCCUGUCGCAAAGCCCACCCAACCCGUCAUCCCCGCCAUUCCCAACACCAGUAUCAACCCUCCCAAGGGUGAUCUGACCGAGACGAACCUUGAACAGAUCCCCGAUGUUUCCGCCCCCGCUCCUACCGCAACCGCCGCCAGCACCAUUGGCAGUGGUAUCGAUCCUGUGGCUGCUGCUGCUGCCGCUGGUACUCCCUCCCGCUUCCCUUCCUCCGCCUACCCUCCCAGCGCCACCAAGCAAGGCCGCACCCCUGGUCUUCAGCGCCGUGUCAUGGAGCAACAGCAGGCUGUGGUUAUGCCCGGUAACCACGCUGUGGACCGCGCCGCGGUUCAGUUCGGUAGCAUGGGUCUGAACGGUGACGCCGUGGACAUUGACGAGAACCGCGAGGAGGCCGAGACUCGUGCUCAGCCCCCUCAACACUCUCCCGUUGCUCCCCGUGCCUCUCUUCCUCCUGCUACCCAGGCACCCCAAUCCAUUGAGGGUGGUGCCGCUGGCCGCCCCGCUCCUGGCCUUCCUCCUGUUCCUCAGGCCUCUACCGCUGAUUCCUUCCCUGACUUCACCCGUUACUCUGAGCCUCAGCAGAAGCCCUUCGAUCCCUUCACCCAGCAGGUCAGCCAGCCCCAGCAGCAGAUUCCCGAGCCUUUCGCCAACCAGGCUCCUGUCCAGUCCGCUGCUACCACCGGCAGCGAGUACUCGCCUUUCUACGCCGCCGACCAGCAGCGUUUCCCUUACUACGGCUCCUACGGCUCUUACGGCCAAACCCAGGAUGCCCCCACUGGCCCCCGCGCAGGAGCUGGAUUCGGUGUUUCCGGGGCUGAGGCUCAGCCUCAGAUCCCUACUACGCAGGCUCCCAGCCGCUACGGCCCAAUUGACACCACCAACAGCGGCCACAACACCCCCAACCCUACUGCUCCUGGUAUCUCCCAGCAGACCCCCACUGCUCAGCACAUGCCUGGCCAGACUGCCCAGCAGCACGCGUAUGGCUACGGUUACCCCAACUACUACAACAACCCUCACUACGCUUCUUAUAUGAACCAGAUGACCCCCCAGCAGUACAACAACGGCCGUAACCGUCCCAUGUACGACGAUGCCCGUCGUUACGAGGACCACUACAUGCAGCAGCAACAGCAGCACGGCCAGCAAUACGGCUAUGCUAGCCAGUACGGUCCCUACGGUGGCAAGGCCGGCAUGUACGGCCAGCCCCACGGUGCCUUCUCAUACGACCAGCACUCGUCUUCCCCCGCCAACACCGGUAGCUUCAGCCAGGCUAUGCCCACUCGCGACUCCGUCUACGGCCGUACCGGCUCCGCCCAGCAGUCCGAUAGCCAGUCCACCACCGGUGCCAACUCCUUCGGCGCUGGCAUGUCCGACGUCUUCGGCCGCUCCCAGGGAAGCUUUGGUCAGAACCCCCCUAUCGCUGGUCAACCCCCCGUGGCUGCCGACGAGACCAAGGGCUUCGAAGCCCCCAAGGCCGGCGGUCCUAGCCCCUCCCUCGCCCAGAACCGUCCUGGAUCCGCUACCAACAGCGUUCCUGGACAGCCUCAGGCACAGACUGGCCUGCCCCCUCUUCAGGGCCAGCAGGGCCAGCAGGCCUUUGGUAGCUACCCCCAGCUGAACCCUCAGUACGGUGGCCUUGGUGGACUCGGUCACCAGGGUGCCACCAACCAGACCCACCAGGCUACCGGAUACGGUAACUACGGAGGUGGCUUCGGUAACUACUACGGAAACACUGGACGCGGUGGCUGGGGUGGUAACUACGGCCACUAA